GCUGCGUAAUUCUUUUCCAGAGCCCGCCACCAGCCAAGUCCCAUGGGGAUUGUAUGUAAAUAUCUAAGCCACGUGCUGAUAAAGGAUUAUUGACAAAGGAAGCGCCUGGGCAAGCCUGGGCCUGUCUCAUAUCAAUGAUAGGUCUCUCUUAUGUGUCUCUGAGUGUCAACUUUUUGUGGUUAUAACGGAAGUGAUCUCAAAAGGAUCACCUUGGUGCAAUGGGCGUAAAAAUAGGCUCUCUGCAGUGAAUUUAAUUGAUACACGUAUGACGGCCUUUGAGCAUGAACAGGAAAAAGUCGGCCCUGUGCAGCGGAGGGUUCAAAUACAUGUAUUCUAUAUUUAUUCAGUGUGUGAAGUAAAUGAGUGUUAACAUCGAAAGGAAGUCGUACAUGAUAAUACGUAUAUAAUUGUGCUGGCAAAAUAGGACAAUGAGACUGUUGAAACAAUCGCCGUAGUAGGAUAUCGAUACGCCCCGCAAAAGCAGAAUUUCGAUCCACUGUGAGAUAGCAUUAAUGGAAAACAUAAUUUGCGUAUGGCCCUUAUACGUGUUGCAAUCUUGAGUAGCUGCAAUCAAUGGCCUGCCACCGUGGGGUAUUGGUCACUUCUAAUUUCAGCCGCAGCCAUGACUUUGGGACAUGGUCAUGUGAUUAUGUGACUUGCGCUUCAGUGCUUCGAUACAAGCUGCUUGUGUGUGUUAUAAAGGGAUGAUCAUCCGCUCAGCCUCAUAAUUUUUUACGUCAAGAUUGCCUGAGCUGAGUGUGAAGAAGCCACGAAGCCUUGAUCUGUACAAAGUGAAGGCAACCUCAAAAGAAGGUUUGAAAGCAUACUUCACUUAUCUUGCAUGAGAAAAUACAAACCCGAGUGCAUCUUCUCUUUGAAGAACGCUAGGUUAGGAUUGUACCCCUUGAAUAGUGAUAUGGUUCAUUGUGCCAUGAAUACACCAGCCAACGCUCUGAACUAGAGUGCAGCACCUCGAUCUGAACUGGCUGAGGAGAUUAAUUACUGUCCCCAAAUUGGUGACCAUUCAUCAGCUGAUACGACCUUCCUGAUUCAAGACCAUCUGUUUAAGGAGACAAGACUCAAUAGGACAACGAAAAAGUUCUUUCACAGUAAGUUUACUACACCAGGCACUGGACCACCAUGUCAUCAACCAAGCGCAGUUGCCAUGACGUCAGCGACCAGCCUCCACUUAAGAGGCACUUUCCCUUGGGCCAGGACCUCUCUGCCCCCAGCAGUCCCGUGCAGGAACUGUUACAGCAGGCCGCGGGCUUUGCCUGCACGCUGACGGACCAGCAGUUUGCCAGGUGCAUGGAUCGCAUUGAUCCCCUUCGCCAUCUCCGGGAGGAGUUCGAGAUUCCGAGGAUGAACACAAUACCGACAGUGGAUGAGUCUGUUGUCAACAUGGAGGAUGACGGUAUAUACAUGUGUGGGAACUCCUUGGGCCUGAUGCCUCGCUCCAUCAGGGGCAUUGUUUCCCAAGAAUUGGACAAGUGGGCAAAUAUGGGAGUUCUGGGACACUUUUCAGGGAGCAUGCCGUGGGCCAUGUCAGAUGAGCUCUUGGUGGGAAAAAUGGCUAAGCUUGUUGGAGCCAAUGAAGACGAAGUGGCCAUUAUGAAUGGGUUAUCAGUCAAUAUACACAUGCUUCUGGUGUCUUUUUAUAGGCCAACUAAGGAACGCCAUAAAAUCCUCAUUGAAGACCACGCUUUCCCAUCCGAUCACUAUAUUGCCGAGUCUCAGAUAGAUUUGCAUGGGUUCAAUCCCCAAACCAGCCUGUUAACUGCAAAAGCAAGAGAGGGGGAGCACUGCCUUCAAAUGGCUGAUCUGAUGGAUUUGAUAGAGCGUGAAGGGGAUAGCAUUGCCGUCAUCAUGCUACCUGGAAUCCAAUACUACACUGGCCAGGUGUUUGAUAUGAAAGCUAUCACAGAGGCUGGACAUAAAAAGGGAUGUGUGGUUGGCUUUGACUUGGCCCAUGCUGUGGGCAAUAUUGAGAUGCAUUUACACGACUGGAAUGUGGACUUUGCAGCCUGGUGUACGUACAAGUAUCUGAAUUCUGGUGCUGGUGCUUCAGCGGGGGCAUUUCUUCAUGACAGACAUUCCAGGAACAAUCAUCCCCGACUGACUGGUUGGUGGGGCCACCAGAUGACUACAAGAUUUCAUAUGGAUAACAAAAUGCAUCUAGCACCAGGCAUCGCGGGUUAUAGAGUCACUAACCCGUCCUUCAUGGCCAACAUACCGGUCAAAGCUAGCUUGGAGAUUUUUGCUAAGACUUCCCUGAGCGCUUUGCGUAAGAAGUCCCUGCUGCUGACUGGCUACCUGGAGUAUUUGGUUAGGCUGUACUUCAGCAGACCACAGUCUCAGUCACAGAAUGAGAGCAUCGGCAAGACGGAGAGUGAUGCGGCAACGGGUGUUUAUAUUGACAUCAUCACUCCUAGUGACCCAGCUGAGAGAGGUUGCCAGCUCUCCCUGAUGUUCAACACAACCAUAGAUGAUGUACUUACCCAGCUAUUCAAGAGAGGAGUCUUGUGCGACGAAAGGAAGCCUAAUGUCAUUCGCAUCGCUCCAACUCCCCUCUACACCAAGUUUGAGGAUGUGUGGCGGAUGAUCCAGGCACUGCGCGAUUCUCUCGAUGCAGUCAAACAACAGAAGUGUGGGCGGAGCUUGGAUGAAUUAGACUGAAUGUGGGAUAAUGCCCCACUGGGCUGAGCAGAACACAGUAUGUGGAAAAUUUUCUGCAUUACUUUAUAUGCCAUCACUACCUCAAAGCUUCACCUUUUGGAAACUGUGUAAUGUAAUGAGGCGGAAAAAAGUUUCUUGUCGGGUUUGUUUGUCUUUUUCAUUUUUUAAAGGCAGCAAUUUAAUGAUUUAUUUUUAUGAUGGCAGAGAUUUCCUAAAUGGCAGAUAAAUUUUUGUGAUGCCUGUGCUGAUUAUUUUGUGUCUGAAGGAGUGCUCAACAGAGGUUUUAAACUUGUAAGUGUAGCUAAAAUUUUUAUUAGAAAGAAAUGAAUGGUGAAAAAUUUGUGGUAAAUUUACGCCCUCCUUCACCAAUUUAAAUCGAAGCAAAACAAAAGUGGUGGGGAGAAACAGAAACAGAUGGAGAACUGCUUUUUUUUUUACUUGGCCUUGCAUGUCUACAUGCACAUUUAAAGUAUGAAUUCCCUGAAUGAUGAUAUCAUGAGUUGAUAAACUAUUAUUUGUGAAUCAAGGAUAAAAAUCCCUCCAAUACGGCAGUUCAGGCUUAAAGUAAUUUCAUAUAAUUUGUAGAGUGUUCACAUUUUUAUCAUGGUUAUGCCUAAUCAAAUUUUACUUUCAACUUGUCAGAAAAUGUUGAAGGACAGAAGAAAGUAUUUUGAUGGCAAGGCCUAUGUGGCUAACUUUGAUGCAUUUUUCAGUACCUGUCUGUUGAUAUUGAUGAUUAAUAAGGAAAUAAAUAUGUGCUUGGCCGGUCUUAAACGUGCAUUUACAUGUAAGACUGACUCAAAUGGACAUGAGGGGAGGGCAUUAUCAGCAUUCAUUCUCCUGAUCCUGCCUUUAACAUUAGUUUAAGACUGACAAAGCAGGUAUUUAUUCC
This is a messenger RNA of Acanthaster planci (crown-of-thorns starfish), 3568 nucleotides long. It is a transcript of the gene kynu, whose product is annotated as kynureninase. Gene Ontology annotation, cellular component: cytoplasm. NCBI's taxonomy places the organism in Eukaryota, Metazoa, Echinodermata, Asteroidea, Valvatida, Acanthasteridae. Gene Ontology annotation, biological process: NAD+ biosynthetic process. The record is from RefSeq and is a predicted model, not a curated record. Gene Ontology annotation, molecular function: kynureninase activity; pyridoxal phosphate binding.